UUCUUUCUUUUAGUGUAAUACGUGGAGAGCAUUAAAAGACUUAUCUUGGAUGGUUUUAAAGGUGAACUGAUUUUUCUGCAUGUGUAUCUAAUGAAGAAUAGUCCAUGUAACAUGGUGAAAUAGGCAGAAUAUAUCCCAGAGAUCUGCACUGACAAACAAAUGUGCGUGUGUACUGAAGAUAUUUAUACAUUUCAUCUUUAAAUUAUUGCAUGGAUUUAGAAGCUGCUCAGUUCAGCCCCUGAUCACAAAUGCAGAAAAGGUGGACUGUGGAUAAGAUAGACAAAGAAAAGUAUAUGGCCACAUUGCUCUCCUGAUGUUAUCAAGACUUGCCAAGAAUUCACCUGCUCUAUUGGUGUAUAAUAGUUCUGUGGAUGCUAUCUCAAAAUCGCAAUGAAUUUACAUCCUUUUCCUGGUAGCUGAGGAAACAGUGGACCAAAUUUUUAAGUUCCUUUCUGUGAUUGUUAUGCUUGCCACUAUAACAAGAUUCCAGCAGCUCCCAAAACAUUGAGACGUGUAUAUAUAACCAGAUGUAUCUGCAUUUUGAACUCCUACAUUAGAGAGUUACAUUUGGACAGCAUAAUUAAAUAUGUCUGGAAGACAACAAAUCCAUGUUUUCUUUGGAGCACCCAUCAUUCCAACUCAACUGGAGGUGUAUGAGAAAAAGUGUUCUUCAAUAACUGCUGCUGAACCAUGGAAAGAACUACAUCUUUCCUAUUGUGGGCAUGCCUUAUGCUUUUCCUCUGAGAAAGUAAAAGAAACUGGCCAUGUAGAACUUCAAGCAACAAACUCUGUGGACCUGACUCAUCAUAUCAAAAAUCAGUUUUCUUUGAACUCUGGACAGAGGAGAUUUGAGGUUGCAGAAGACUGUAUGACAUCUUGUGUUUCAGUAAUAGGAAGCAUGGACAUUCUUGACAGUGCACCUACCAGAACUGGUGAUCUAGCUUACUCUGAUUAUCAAAAAUCUAAAGAUAGAGAAAUAUACAAAAAUCAGGUUGCAUAUCAACAGCUUCCUCAGAUAUUUACAAAAACAGAAAAACGCCACAGAAAACAAUCAAAGGACUGUUUUUCAAACUACGCUGAAAGUGAUACCAGACAUAUGAGAGACAACUGCUGUGAUAUUUCUGAUUUGUUUUCCAGCGCCAAACAGAUUAGCAUGCAUCUAAAAUCUGUGGGACAAGAAGAUGUUACAUCAGAAUUGAAUAGUGUUAAUCAUGAACAUCUGAGUCAGUAUCUGGAGAUGUGUUUUCCCAUGAAAUUAGAGUCAAAACCAAAAAUAGUUAAGAAUGAUUGUUUCAACCUUGCAGUAUCAACAGACACUGAAUUUCUUAGUAUACUGACUUCAAGUCAAGUUGCCAUUUUUGCACAAAAAACAUUUAAAAAACAAGCUGCACAACUAAGUGGAUUAGAAACAGGAACAAUGUGUGUUGAAAGAAAAGCAGCUUUAAGUCAAACCUUUAAAUUGAACCAUAAUGCUGGAAAAUGCAUUAGUGUGACUGAAACUGAAUACAGACAAGAGUCUUCCAAGUCUCGUGGACUUUUCAGUUCUGAAGGUGCCAGAAAAACUAGCUGCUUUGAGUCUACAAAAAACCCAGAUUCUUGUGAAAAUACAAAAAGGUCCCCGCAGCUCUUUACUGUUCCUGAACAACUUCUGAAUGAGAUCCAUAUUGAACCACUGAGCACAGGACUUCUGUGCUCCCAAGUAAAUUAUUCUCAUAAAUUCUCUUCUAAAAGAGCCCGAACAUUUGAAGAUACUCCAAGUAUUUGUAAUUCGGUACCUAAAACCGAAAACUCAAAGAGAGCUAAAUUGUCUUGUUCUUCAGCUAGUCCUGGAAUAAUAGCAGAUCGAGAGAAAGUAUCAGAAUUUGUGAAACUCCAGAACAAUCCAUUAUUACUUAAAAACUGCUGUUGCAAAAGUCAGAAAUAUGUUGUUUUGGUCGCAGUAAUACAUCCUUGUCAUGUCAAAGAAAUUCUAAUCAAGUCAAGAUCAAGAUCUUCCUCUAAAAUUCCCAUAGCAACUAUUGUUGUUAUCGACCAGUCAGAAGUAGAAAGAAAGAUUGUGCUGUGGCGAGCUGCUGCAUUUUGGUCACUCACAGUGUUCCCUGGUGAUAUUGUACUACUCACAGAUGUCACUGUGUAUGAGAACCUUUGGUUUGGGGAGAUGAUGCUACAGUCAACCUUUGCCAGUCGGUUAUUAAAUCUGGGGAGCUGCUCAGCUAUUAAUCCCAAAGAAUUUUCUCAUGUAGUAGACGUUGGUGUUCUCCAGGAUUUACUGGCAUAUGUAUCUUCAAAAUUUACCUACCUCAGAGAUCUUCCACGCAUGCAUCUGCAGAAAUGGGAUAAUAUACAGCAUGUUCAACUAGACCAACUUCAGCAAGAUACAUUGAUUCAUUCAGUAUUAAAAAUCGUCAGCAUCUCCAUACUAACAGAAGCUGUGUACAGUUACAAGGGAGAAAAGCAAAGAAAAGUUAUUCUAACAGUGGAACAGAUCAGAGAUCAACCUUAUAUAAUGGUACUGUGGGGUGCAGGGGCAGCCUGGUACCCUCAACUACGGAAGAAAAAAGAUCACCUCUGGGAAUUUAAAAACCUCCUUGUCCAAUGUAGUUCUAUCUCAGGUACCUUUGAGUUGCACACAACUCCUUGGUCAUCCUGUGAGUGCUUAUUUGAUGAUGACAAAAGGGCAAUUACGUUUAAAGAGAAGUUUCAAAAAAGUGAAAAGUCUCUCAUGAAGAUGACAGAUCUGUCAACACACAUAAUGGAAAAACGUUCAGGACUGUUUCAAGUGAAAACCCAAAUCUUAGAACUGAAGUUUGUGAUUGCUACUGACCAGUUCAGGCAACUCAUCUUAGAUUCUGACACUUCACUGGAAUGCAUUUUGGCUUCCCUUCCUCUUUUAACGUAUUCAGGUUGUGCUAAAUGUGGGUUGGAACUACAGACCGAUAAAAACAAGAUCUACAAGCAGUGCUUGCGGUGCUUACCAUUAAACGAAGUGAAAACGUUCUACAGAUCUGCCCUGAUGACUGUAGAACAUGGGGAAUGUGAUAUUUGUAUUCAUGUGGUGUCAGAGUUGAUGGAAAAAAUCUUCCUCAAUGUUCCUGCAGACUGGCUGAACAGACUCAUAGGGCCCUCUUCAGACACAACCUAUGCCAUGAUAGUAGCAGAUCUAUGCCACUCACUGCUAGCAGACACCAAAGCAUCCUAUUUGUUGGAAAUUAGAAGCCAUUUUGUGCUGGAUGAAAACAGCUAUCCUUUGCAACAAGAUUUUCAUCUGCUGGAUUUUCAUCCUGAAAUCUGGAGCACUGACCUCUGCAGUUAACAGAGAUCAUAUGAGCAAGCCGAUAGCAAGCUAAAGAAGACAAAUAAAUUAGCCCAUGAGAGUAAGUUUUUUAAAAGUAUAAAAUUGUUUUACGUUUAAUUUAUACAAAAAUCUAAAUAUGGAAAUUUGUUAUUUAUAUAUACUGCUUCUGUAGUAUUUAAUGAAUUGUCAUGUGGUAUACUUUUAUACAACAAUUUUGCUUUUAUUUUCAUUAAAGAGGAUUUUCCCCAUUGA
Molecule: messenger RNA, 3547 nt
Organism: Gavialis gangeticus (Gharial)
Lineage: Eukaryota; Metazoa; Chordata; Crocodylia; Gavialidae
Gene: SHLD2
Product: family with sequence similarity 35 member A
Exons: 13
Coding region: 587-3313 (908 amino acids)
Biological process (GO): regulation of double-strand break repair via homologous recombination
Cellular component (GO): site of double-strand break; nucleus
Source: RefSeq, a predicted model, not a curated record